AUGCGAUUUCGUUUUUUCGUAGCGUGCAUGUUCUUCUGGUCGGUUGUUUCUUUGUGCAUGCUCCUGUGGUGUGCAUCUGUCAGUCCAACACCCACAGGUGCAAGCAGUCGUGAUGAUGUUAGUGCUGUCACUCUCAAUGAACCGACCACAUUUUGUACAUUUAUCACUUACAACAAUAAUACACCGUCAUCAUUGGAUAUCAACGACAAUGAAGUGGAAGAGUGUAUCCGGGAAAUACGAAAGGCAGAUUGGAAAGAGGUACAUAUAGUAUCCGAUGAUACGAACAGUGGCAUGAAGCAAUUCUUUUAUAUUUUCGAAGAACCGUUCGGCCCAAAGAAUACCACCUGCUUCAGCAAGAAUACAACAGGUGAAAUAUACAAUAUAACGAUAGCGUGUGUGAAUUUCACUGAACCAUCAGCCGCCUUCAAUGACACGACAGAAUAUCAUAACUGGAACAUUAGUUCUACGGCCUCAUAUCCGAACUAUACAUCCACGAUAAUGGUUGUCGCUUUCUAUACAUCUGAUGUGAUACAGUCUCGUUUAAUAAAUGAAGUUGCUUCAGAAACCUUUGCCGGAAAAGUGGAUUCGGAUAGUCCGCGUUGGACUGGCUAG
Messenger RNA from Acanthocheilonema viteae, 612 nucleotides. The record is from the annotation of a GenBank genome assembly. Lineage: Eukaryota; Metazoa; Nematoda; Chromadorea; Rhabditida; Onchocercidae.